Phytophthora sojae is the source of this 441-nucleotide messenger RNA. RefSeq lists its product as hypothetical. The record is from RefSeq and is a predicted model, not a curated record. The annotation marks the transcript as partial. NCBI's taxonomy places the organism in Eukaryota, Oomycota, Peronosporomycetes, Peronosporales, Peronosporaceae. The transcript has a single exon.
AUGGCAUCUCUAAAGGAACUCGACAUUGUGAAACCCAUUCUCGAGAAGUUCGGAGAGCUGUCCGGACUACAUGUCCAGCCUCAAAAAAGUGUAUUGAUUGGUCUCAACACAGCGAAGGCACCGUCGCGAUGGCAAGGGUUCGCUGUACAAGAACCAACCGCCACGUCUAGGCAACUGGGCUACUGGGUCGGCACCCACGACUCGACGGAGCUCAAUUGGGCAAUCCGACUUGAAAACAUUCAACGCCGACUUCGAAUAGCAACUACCAUGGGCAAUUCCGUCGUCCAGAGGGUGACAUUGUUCAAUGCAAUAGCGCUCCCAGCGAUCCUGUGCACUGGACGGCAGUAUGUCCCCUCCAAAGCCACGCUCCAAGAAUUGACACGGCUGCAAAAAGGCUUCGUUUGGUCAGCCACCACACGAACUGAGCCAGUCAAGCCCAAA